CAAUGCCCUACUAAAUGCGUCUUCCAAGUCAUGGCAAGGCCAAUAUUAUAUACUUACUUCCGAAGCUCUGCUUCAUGGCGAGUAAGAGUUGCACUGGCAUACAAAGGGUUGGAAUAUGAAUCGAGACCAAUCAGCCUUAUAAAAGAUGGUGGACAGCAGAAGUCUGCGGAAUAUACAGCCCUUAAUCCCCUGCAGCAGGUGCCUUGCUUGAUCAUAGAUGGAGCCACUUUAACACAGUCUUUGCCUAUUAUAGAAUAUUUGGAGGAAACAAGACCUAAUCCACCACUGCUUCCUAAAGACCCAGUGUUGCGUGCAAAGGCAAGACAGACAGCUGAGACAAUUAAUGCCUUUACCCAGCCCUUGUCAAACUCAACAGUGCUGGGCCUGGUAGGAGAAUGGUGCGGUGAGGAUAAAAAGGAAAAAUGGGCAGGAAUAUGGAUUGAUAAAGGUUUUACAGGAUUGGAAAAAGUCCUUGAAAAGACUGCUGGAAAGUACUGCAUUGGAGAUGAAAUAACAAUUGCUGAUGUGGCUUUGGGGCCUCAAAUUUUUAAUGCAAACCGAUUUAAAGUAGACAUGACGAAGUUUCCAAUAAUCAGCAGAAUUGUUGAAGAGCUGUACAAGCACGAGGCUUUCAAAGCAGCUGAUCCAAGCAGACAACCAGACUGUCCAGAAGAGUUAAGAGCAUAAAACUGACUUUCCUGCCUGUCAGCCUUGCAUUAGCAAUAUAGCAGCAUUUAUUUCAGAGGAUAUUGAGUAUACAAUUUAUAAAUAAUGUUUAAUAUAUGAGCAGAGCGACAUGUGAAGCCAAGGAUGACAGUCUUAUUGUGGAAA
This is a messenger RNA of Lingula anatina, 831 nucleotides long. RefSeq names its product maleylacetoacetate isomerase. Gene Ontology annotation, cellular component: cytoplasm; mitochondrion. Gene Ontology annotation, molecular function: glutathione transferase activity; maleylacetoacetate isomerase activity. The record is from RefSeq and is a predicted model, not a curated record. Lineage: Eukaryota; Metazoa; Brachiopoda; Lingulata; Lingulida; Lingulidae. Gene Ontology annotation, biological process: L-phenylalanine catabolic process; glutathione metabolic process.